This is a messenger RNA of Lodderomyces theae, 282 nucleotides long. RefSeq lists its product as uncharacterized. The transcript has a single exon. The record is from RefSeq and is a predicted model, not a curated record. The coding region runs from base 1 to 282 and encodes 93 amino acids. NCBI's taxonomy places the organism in Eukaryota, Fungi, Ascomycota, Pichiomycetes, Serinales, Debaryomycetaceae.
AUGUCUACGAAUCUGCAAGAAACACCUGCACAAGAAUCCAACUCCCUCCAAGGUCUUUCCACGCCCAACUUGAACGGAUCUGCAUCAAAUGAAACACGACAGAAUUUGAUGAUCUCGAUGACUGCUACUGAGAAGAAAUCUACGGCGUUUGAUGUAGCCCAUGAAAUAGAGCGUGAACUAGCGAAAGCAGCAAAGAUACUAGAGAAGAACGAACGAGAAAUAACGUCAAGGAUUGAUGCCACAUUGGCAAGAGUUUCGGCUUUGCAACUGAAGGGGAAGUGA